This is a messenger RNA of Suillus subalutaceus, 1030 nucleotides long. RefSeq lists its product as uncharacterized. Lineage: Eukaryota; Fungi; Basidiomycota; Agaricomycetes; Boletales; Suillaceae. The record is from RefSeq and is a predicted model, not a curated record. The transcript has 4 exons. Bases 305 to 976 code for a protein of 223 amino acids.
GGAAAACUCGUAUGCAAGCUUCGUGACAGUCUUAUAUACAGAAUGAAAGGGAAUUUCCGACGGGCGUUAGCAUUCCGUUGGCGUUACCAUUUGUUUCAUGGUCAUCUCUCCCAACCAUCCCGAGCCAUGCAGUGACGUCUCCGCGAAGCCGGUCAUUGAGUCAGCAGCUUUAGUCGUCGCUUGGCCGCUCAGCCGUGCAUCACAGUUAUCAGUGGCAUUAUAUAUUUGAUUAUGUCUUAUCUUUUCCGAGCCAUACCGUGACGUCCUACAAGCAGCACCUUGCCACAACCUUGCAUGUCUCUCGAUGAAUUUCCGGAAAAUCAUCCUGAAGACAGUUGGUGUGAUGCUAUCUAGUUUCGGGAUUCUUCUGAGUCUGCUGGCUAUGUCCAUUCAAACACUAAUACCAUCCGUGUUCGUGUUUUGGACAAUAGCUCGUCGUGUUAAGCGACCCGUUCCCGGGCCAGUUGCUUCACCGGCUCCAUCCUCUCCACUAUCGACCAGGUCAAAUAAUAUCAUGCAUAGCAGCAUAGUUGAUGGGGAGGUACCGCAAAGUCAUGCGCGUGUGGAUUUACCAGCCUCUCCGAUGCCUGCAACGGAACUGCCUGUUCAACGGUCUAAUCGCGGUGAAGUCUCGGAAGCCCACAAAGUUUUCAAGAGACAUUCCCUUUCAGUUUCCCCGUCUUUUAAUGCAUGUCGGACAAUAGCUUCGUCGAAGCAAAGAUUGACACACCUCAAAGGCAGAAAUUCUACAGGGUCAUUUUAUCAAUCUCGUCCUUCGAAAAACCCAGACCCACCAUUACGAACACAGCCUUACGCAGCGCCAUACUUCUUUCCAGCACCUGGGACACCUGAAGCUAUUGAUUAUGUGACGAAGACGCGAGAAGAGCUUUUGCAGCCUUCCGGAUUUAUGCACACCAGUGCUUUUACUCUCAAGAGGAAUAAGAGAACCUAUGAAGGGGUUGAUGGCAUACGAUAGGAGUGUUGAUAAGAUAAGAUAAAUAAUGAAUUGAAUUGACCGUUCCGAAGAUUC